Anopheles arabiensis is the source of this 1974-nucleotide messenger RNA. RefSeq names its product nuclear fragile X mental retardation-interacting protein 1 (gene Nufip). Gene Ontology annotation, cellular component: nucleus. Gene Ontology annotation, molecular function: RNA binding. Gene Ontology annotation, biological process: box C/D snoRNP assembly. Lineage: Eukaryota; Metazoa; Arthropoda; Insecta; Diptera; Culicidae. The coding region runs from base 44 to 1936 and encodes 630 amino acids. The transcript has a single exon. The record is from RefSeq and is a predicted model, not a curated record.
CGGCACGACAGAACGCAGUUAAUUUGUAAACAACUUUCGGUGCAUGCAAGCAAAACGUGCUCCGCCGUACAUUGCGAUGGCUGAGGAAAAGUUUGUUUUACCAUCGCCCAGGUUUCAGGACGAGGUGAAAAAGGGUCUGGACAGCUUUAGUCGGCAUUUGAAUCCACAUUUCUCUACGCCCAAUGGAAUGUUGCUACCGAGUAGCAAACAACCGCCUCCGAUGUUCGGACCACGUGGUUCCACCGUUCCGGCCCAGUUUCUGAACAAUCCGCGAAAACGGCCAGCGUCCGGUCCGCACAGGUAUCCCGGUCCGGGUACCUAUCGCCAGAACCAACCAGGGGGAAUCAACCAGAACCAACGAAACAAUCAGGGGGCAGGGUUCAAAAACAAAGCCGGAGGGCCAAACCAUCGAUCACCUCGACCACCGAACAAUGGACUGGAGAAGGACGUGAAACCCGAACUGUUAGUUUUAGAUUGGAAGUUGUGGUGUGAAGGGUGCGACGUGAACUGCCGAUCAGAGGAAGAGUUCGAGCAACACAAGGCCAACCAUGCACCGUGCACCGUGCCCGGGUGUACGUUUGUCGGCCAUCCGAUGAUCAUGAAGCGACACGGUCGACAAGUGCACAGCGAUGGCGGUUGUACGAAGGACACCAUCGGACCGUCAGCGGAGGAGAUAGAGCAGUGGAAGGAGGAGCGCCGGAAACGGUAUCCCACGAAGCAGAACGUGAUCUUACGCCAGCAGGCACAGGAAGCUCGGUUUAAUCGGGGUGAACGUAUCGAGGAAAAGAAGGACCGUUUUCCCAAGCGCAAUGCGCCGGUGAAUGACGACUCUAGCAUGAAUGGUCCAAACACGACACCGAACGGACGGAAUGCAAAUCGUUCAAAGCGCAAAAGACGCGCAAAGAAACCUGCCUUCGUCGCACCUGUAGAAGAAAAAACAUUAGACAGAAUACCGUUCAAGGGCACUUCGUCGUUGAAAGAUUAUAAAGACCCACCCAAAAACGCACUGUCAAUGCUGGGAGACUAUGGCACAGAUACAGAUUCUUCCUGCGACGAAGAAGAGCAAGCAAGUCCGGUAGUUGCGCAAAAGAAGUCGCUAGAAGUUUCGUCCGUAGAGGAACCCACUCAGAAGCCGGAAUGUACACUCAGUGAGGGGGAGAUUGAAGACGAUGGUGACGAUGCACCCAGCACAAGUUCGGCCCCAGCCGCGCAACCAGUGCUUGCUCCGAAUGAAUCACAAAGCAAAGGUGCAGUAAAGCAGUCGAUUACCACAGCUUCAAAAAGUGUCGACUGCGCCGUCCCAGGUGGUAGCUCUUCAACCGUUGUGAAGCAUCCGCCCAAACAGCAGAACAAACCGACACGACAAAACAACUUCAAAGACAAACGGGCUAGGAACCCGAACAGACCAUUGUUAGACUAUUCGAAGCUCCGACGGUCCAAUCAGAAUACCAUGUUGGAGAAGCUGCUCGAUGCCGACAUACGCCACGAGCGGAAUGUGCUGCUGCAGUGCGUGAGGUACGUUCUGGUGAACAAAUUUUUCGGCAUUGGACAGCCGAAAGAGGUGAAAGCAUCCGUUGCAAUUGUGACCGAAGAAGCAAGUGUUCCAGUUGAAGAGGUCACGGAAGAAACGACUGUUCCAGUUGUAACAUUGAACGAAGAAGCAAAUCUUCCAGUUGUGACAAUUACCGAAGAAGUAAAUGUACCAGUUGUUGCAGUAGCCGACGAAGCAAAUGUUCUAGUUGUAGGAUUGAACGAAGAAACAAAUUCUGCAGUUGAGGCAAUCACCCAAAACGCGAAUACUCCAGCUGUAGCAAUGACCUUAGAACCAAUUUUUCCAGUUGUAACAAUGACCGAAGAAGCAAAUCCUUCAGUUGCAACAGUGACCGAGGAAACGACUGCUCCUGUUUGCACAGUGACCGAAGAAGCAAAAGAAUGAAAUAAAAGUGUUUUAAUGCACAUGAUUUAUUCAGAAAA